ACUGACAAAGUUUGCGUUCAAAGACGAAGAAGAAGCUCGGUCCCUUGAACGUGUCUGCCUCGUACUGCUUGAGCAUUUAGCUAGCUUUUGGACAUGGCUACAGACAAGCAAAACGAAGCGAAACUUUCAUCUUUGGAUGAAAAUAAAGAAAAUUCGCCGGAUGGAGGAAUUGGACUCGAAAUCUUGCAAAUCAUUAAGGAGUCCCAGCAGCUGCAUGGUCUCAGACAUGGAGACUACCAAAGAUACAGGGGCUACUGCUCUCGCAGACUGCGCCGUCUACGGAAGACCCUUGGGUUCAAGAUGGGAAACCGACACAAGUUUGUCGGGAAAAAAAUAAAUGUUGAAAUGCUCUCUGAUAGCAGGUAUUUACUGCUGGUUUUGAUGGAGGCAGAGCGCGCGUGGAGCUACGCCAUGCAGUUGAAGCAGGAGGCAAACACGGAGCCGCGCAAGCGCUUCCACCUGCUGGCUCGUCUCCGCAAAGCCGCUAAGCACAGCGAGAAGCUGGAGAAGCUCUGUGAGAGCCCCAAUGUUGAUGCCAAGACUAAACUGGAAGCACAGGCCUACACAGCGUACCUGUCUGGCAUGGUAGAAUUUGAACUGCAGGAGUGGAAGCGUGCCAUGGAGGCUUUCAACAAGUGCAAGACCAUCUAUGAGAAGCUGGCCAGUGCAUUCACUGAGGAUCUCGCGGCGUUGUAUCGCCAGCGUGUCGAUGAAAUAUCACCUAACAUCCGCUACUGCGCUUACAACAUAGGUGACCAGAAUGCCAUCAAUGACCUGAUGCAGAUGAGACUGACUGGAGGAGGUGGUGGCAUGAUGGCUGAAAAACUCGAGUCCCUGAUCACUCAAGCAAGAACCAAGCAGGCGGCCACCAUGAGCGAGGUGGAGUGGAGAGGACGCAGUGUGCCUGUCAAGAUUGACAAGGCCCGCAUCUUCCUUUUGGGUCUGGCUGACAACGAGGCAGCCAUUGCUCAGGCAGCCAAUGAGGAGACCAAAGAGCAUCUGUAUGAGACGCUGCUGGCUGAGUGCAGGGACACCAUCCAAGCUGUGCGAGAGGAGCUCAAGACUGAGGCGAAGCAGCGGGAGAGGAGCACUGAUGGCGACAAUAGCAAAGUGUCCAAUAUGCAAUUCCUGCACAGCUACCUGACCUACAUCAAGCUCUGCACGCUGGUGAAGAGAAAUGAGAGCAUGGCGCACACCCUGCAGGCCAAGCUGAAGGAACCCGAGGCGGAUGAGAACAAGAGGGGCCCCCGCCCACAAGACCUCAUCCGCCUUUAUGACAUCAUCUUGCAGAGUCUGGCUGAACUCUCCUCCCUGCAAGGUCUGGAGGAUGAUCACACCUUCCAGAAGGAGGUGUCCCUCAAGACUCUGGCCUACAAAGCCUAUAGAUGUUUCUAUAUAGCCCAGUCUUAUGUUCUGGUAAAGAAGUGGAGUGAGGCUUUGGUUCUGUAUGAGAGGGUGCUGAAGUACGCCAAGGAGGUUCAGUCAAAGGCCAAGAGCAUGAACAACAGCUUCAAGCAGGAUCUCCCUGAUGUUCAAGAGCUCAUCGCUGAAGUCAAUGCAGAGAAAUACUCUCUCCAAGCAGCUGCUAUUUUAGACACUGAUGACACGGUUGAAGUUCCUGCUCCACAGCAAGUCAAAGACAAUACGCCUCUCUGCGACCGUUUGGAGACAUUCCGCCUGGAUCCCUCCCUUGUUGGAAAACAGCCCAACCUGGUCCAUUUCCCGCCCGACUUCCAGCCGAUUCCCUGCAAACCUUUGUUCUUUGAUCUAGCUCUCAACCACGUUACCUUCCCACCUCUAGAUGACAAGGUGGAGCAGAAGGUGAAGGGCGGCCUGACAGGCUACAUCAAGGGCAUCUUUGGCUUUGGCAGCUAAGAAGAGGGCUCCAGACCACAACCACGUUCCUCUUAUUUCUUGUUAGAAUUGUCAGUUUCUUUGAAUGAUGAUUUGCAGUGCCUCCGUGCAACAUGGUCGGAUGAAUAAUGUUUGAGGCGAGGACUUUAGCAAAGCUUUAGAGAGUCUGCCAUUUUUAACAAUACAUUCAGUCUGUUUUUUCCACUUUUUAACCUGACUUAUUUGGUUGGGUGACAUUUGUUUUCACAGCCAAGUCCUGUCUGUUAUUUUGGAUAAAACAUGCUCAUUUGCUUUUGUUUUGCUUUAAAAUAGGUUUAUUGUGGCAUCCUAAUUCAUGCUGUUGUGCUUUAUGUUUUUCCUCAUUGCACUGUGCACAGUGCACAAUCACUGCAGGCCGUUAUAAUAAGCCGCUUGAGUUGCUUUGCCUUCAAGAAGACCUGUUGGUAAAUGUCUCACUCUUUUUAAAUGUGGCAAUACGGUUCUCUUUUAUUUGACGCUUGAAUCUUCUCCUCCUGGGAAAAGCGAGUUUUAUCUUUUUUUUAAAUCAGUUAGCCUGCUCAAACACACCCAUUGUUUUGUGUCUUUGUUGAAAAGAAUGAAGAUAGACUUGUUGGAGAACCGUAUGUCCAAAAAAGUCAUUGAUGGGAGAUUCUUUAAGUAAAAAGAACUGAUGUAAUUAAACAAUAUUUGCAACAAUACAAAAAUUCUUAUGGUCGCCUCGAUUGUCACAUGUUGAAUUUGUAAAGUUAAUGUGUGGGUGUGUGCAGUGCAUGGGAUGCCUUUGCUAGGCGUGAAUGUUGUUUAUGUUAUGUACGUUUUCAUAGUUAAGAUUAAUAGUAAAGGUGUGUUGAGUAAAGACACAAGUUACCAGAUAAAUUACAGUCAUACAUUUUUAACAUCGCAGCGACUCCGGAUGUUCCUUUUCUGGAAGCACCCCAAGUUGUUGUCUGACACACACACACACACACACACACCGCUACCAGGCAGGCACAAAUGUGCCCUGCCUAAAUGGACUGAAGAUUUGUUGUGUUGAAGGAUCAAAUGAAAAAAAAUGCACCACAUUAUUUCUAUGUAGCUGCUGACACACAAAUUGGAAAUGUCACUUUGCUGAUAUUUGUGGGUGUUUUUUUUUUUUUUGUUGCUAUACCUUUUAAAACAAAUGUUUGCUUUAAUCUCUAGAGACUUUAAUUGUGCAUUGUUGUCUUAUUGGUCUCUUGAGCCACUCUAAUCCGCCAUGAACACUUUUCAUUCAGCAUACACUCAAUUAGAACACAAGAACACUAUGAAAAAAAACCCUGUCUGCACUGUGUUGUUGGAUUAUUCAGAGAUUUGCUUAUCAUAAUAGAAAUUGACAUAAAGGAUAAAAUUUAUUCAUUUAAGACCCUGCAGAUGCUUAGUAUGUAUGGAAGAGUUUUUUUGCAUUUUUUUUAAAUUCAUCUAAAGCCAAUAGAUAUGAAAUAAUA
Doryrhamphus excisus (bluestripe pipefish) is the source of this 3317-nucleotide messenger RNA. RefSeq names its product signal recognition particle 68 (gene srp68). Gene Ontology annotation, biological process: SRP-dependent cotranslational protein targeting to membrane. Gene Ontology annotation, molecular function: signal recognition particle binding; endoplasmic reticulum signal sequence receptor activity; protein binding. Gene Ontology annotation, cellular component: signal recognition particle, endoplasmic reticulum targeting. Lineage: Eukaryota; Metazoa; Chordata; Actinopteri; Syngnathiformes; Syngnathidae. The record is from RefSeq and is a predicted model, not a curated record.